Sebastes umbrosus (honeycomb rockfish) is the source of this 2997-nucleotide messenger RNA. Its product is annotated as protocadherin alpha-8-like. The transcript has a single exon. Gene Ontology annotation, biological process: homophilic cell-cell adhesion. The record is from RefSeq and is a predicted model, not a curated record. The coding region runs from base 130 to 2508 and encodes 792 amino acids. Gene Ontology annotation, molecular function: calcium ion binding. Gene Ontology annotation, cellular component: plasma membrane. Lineage: Eukaryota; Metazoa; Chordata; Actinopteri; Perciformes; Sebastidae.
GACCGGAAUGAACAGCCGUCAGAAUGAUGGUUAUUUUUUAUUACCCGUGAGAGGAAACGGAACAUUUCAUACGGAUUUUUUUGGCGGAUUUAAGAUCGUUGAUUAAAAGGCUUUCCCCCCCCCCCAGAAAUGGCGAAAACGGACAUCAAAGGUCGAUGGCUGGAUGUGUGGAUUUCUUUUUGUCUGGCUCUGCUGAUUGCGACUCAUUUGGAGGGAAUCUCUGCUCAAAUCCGGUAUUCAAUUCAGGAAGAAUCAAAAUUAGGCACGACCGUUGGAAAUGUGGCCAAAGACCUUGGAUUAGAUCUUGGAAGAUUGGCGGAUAGGAAUCUCCGCGUCGUGUCAGGAACAAAGCAGGAUCUGUUUAAGGUAAAUCCGAGAGAUGGAUUUUUGUUAGUGAACCAGAAAAUAGACAGGGAGGAGCUGUGUGCCAACACUGCUCCGUGUAUCACAAAUCUGAAAGCAGUUGUAGAAAAUCCCCUCGAGAUGCACCAAGUAAUAGUUGAAAUACUCGAUGUAAACGACAAUUCGCCCAAAUUCCCCGAGGAAAACUACACAUUAGAGGUGCUGGAGUCCGCCAUAGUUGGAUCUCGGUUUCAAAUGGAAGGAGCACACGACUUGGAUGUUGGUUUGAAUUCCUUACAAUCAUAUAAACUCAACCAUAACCAAUAUUUUCGCCUGGAAACAGAGGAAUUUGGGGAGGAUGGAAAGGUCCCAUUCCUAAUUUUACAGCGACCUUUGGAUAGAGAACACACCGCUCAACAUUGGUUACAAUUAACAGCUAAUGAUGGGGGGAAACCACCAAAAUCUGGUACUAUUAAUAUCACAGUUAUUGUGUCUGAUGUAAAUGACAACUCACCAGUGUGUGAUAAACAGAAAUACACCAUAACAAUAAAAGAAAACGCACCUGCAGGCACAUUUCUGCUUGCAGUAAACGCAUCAGACUCGGAUGAGGGGCUGAACGGUGAGAUCGAAUAUUCUUUACGGAGCAAACUGAGAGGUCUCUCAUCUGAACCGUUUGAUUUGGAUAGCAGAAGUGGCAAACUAACGGUGAAAGGGGGCCUUGAUUAUGAGGAAAAGCAAGUUUAUGAGAUUAAGGUGCUGGCUGCCGACAAGGGCGCCGUGUCUCUCUCCACACACUGCAACGUGGUUGUUAGAGUGGAGGACGUGAACGAUAAUCGGCCCGAAAUAGACAUCACAUCCCUUUCAAGUCGCAUUCCAGAGAAUGCAUCUCCUGGCACGGUGGUGGCGUUGAUGGGUGUGACGGACCUGGACUCAGGUGUGAACGGACAGGUGGUCUGCAGUGUGCCCGGUCAUUUACCUUUCGACUUAAAGCCGUCACCUGACGGACAGUCAUACUCUUUGGUCACCAAGGACUACCUGGAUAAGGAAACCAUACAUAUGUAUGAUAUCACAAUAACAGCUAAGGACUUAGGGAGCCCUGCGCUGUCAUCUACGAAGGUGAUCCAGGUAGAUGUGCUGGAUGUUAAUGAUAAUAGACCUGUGUUCACUGAAAGCCCAUAUACUUUUUAUGUGCCUGAAAACAAUAAAGCUGGGAUGUCCAUUUUUUCAGUGAGCGCGGAAGAUGCUGAUGGAGGCGAAAAUGCAGCAGUCUCAUAUUCACUCGACCGUAAGAGUCCAGGGCCCACUGUAACUUCCUUUCUAAAUAUCAAUGAAGCCAAUGGCACCAUUUCAGCACUAAAAAGGUUUGAUUUUGAAACACUGAAAACAUUCCAGUUCCAAGUUGUUGCCACAGAUUCUGGAACUCCGUCACUAAGCAGCAACGUCACAGUGAACGUGUUCAUUCUGGAUCAGAACGACAACGCUCCAGUCAUCCUGUAUCCAGUCAGCUCUAACGGUUCUGCUGAAGGUGUGGAGGAGAUUCCCCGCAAUGUGAACGCAGGACACUUGGUGACUAAAGUCAGAGCCUAUGACGCUGAUAUAGGAUAUAACGGCUGCUUACUGUUUUCACUGCAGGAAGUUACUGACCACAGUCUCUUUGGUUUGGACCGCUAUACAGGACAGAUCAGAACACUUCGCUCAUUCACAGAGACAGACGAGGCUGAGCAUAAACUGGUCAUACUGGUGAAAGACAAUGGAAACGUCUCACUCUCAGCAACAGCUACUGUGAUUAUCAAAGUUGUGGAGCCCAAAGAGGCUUUUGCUGCUUCUGAUGUGAAAAGUGCAACUAAAGUUGACGAGGAGGACGAUGUCACAUUUUAUCUGAUCAUAACCCUGGGAUCAGUUUCUGUACUUUUUCUCAUCAGUAUCAUCGUGCUGAUUGCAAUGCAGUGCUCUAAGUCCACAGACUAUACUUCUAAAUAUCUACCAGAGCCUAAUUACGAUGGGACACUGUGUCACAGCAUCCAGUACAGAUCUGGAGACAAACGGUACAUGUUAGUUGGACCCAGAAUGAGUAUAGGAUCUACUAUAGUCCCGGGCAGCCAUGCCAACACACUAGUGCUCCCUGACAGGAGGAGGACAUCUGGAGAGGUAAAUAUUUUCUUUUAAUUAUCUACAUAAUGCUUUCAUACAACCAUUUUAAAUUGUAGUCAAUAGAAGGAGAUGCAUGUUGCCUUUGUUUGCCCUUUUCUCCCUGCUGGUGUGAAAUUGCUGUCCAUGGUUCUGAAAUAUAGAUUUUUUUUGUGGGGGUGAUUUUUUUUUUUUUUUUUGGAAAAACAAUUAAUAGCAGGUAGACCUGUGUGACUAAUCACUCGACCUGUUGUUCUGACUUAAGUUUGUAUUACCCAUCCAGUGAGUAUCCUGAUGUCCAGCCACGUCUUCUAAGUGAAUCCAUAGUGUAUUUAACAAAAUAAGGAUGUGGAGCAGAUUUACAAAGUGUUUCUCUUGUUCUAUCCCGCCUCGAUUACAUUCCUCCGACAUCAUUUUUAAGUUGACGAGGUGACGUGUCAUUCAACAAUUUAUACGAUUGCAGGUGUUACUGUUUGUCUUCAUCAAUUGUCCAAUAACCACACACCUGAGUCGCACCCUGAUUGUGUA